Messenger RNA from Symbiodinium natans, 975 nucleotides. The record is from the annotation of a GenBank genome assembly. Lineage: Eukaryota; Dinophyceae; Suessiales; Symbiodiniaceae.
AUGACUUCGGCUCCUAAAGCUGUGCUCCGGUUCUUGCUCUUGGCUGCCGCGAAUGCGCAGGUCCUGGAGUGGGGCAGCCAGGGUGGCAGCUUCCUUGGGAGCCCUAGCGGUUGCAAUGCCAAUGGUGGACUGAGGAUCCUGGAUUCCAGGACCUACUGCUGCGAUAUCAAUGCGUUUGCCACCCACUGUCUUGCUGUGCUUGAUCUUGAGGGUGGCAAGUCUGCCAUCGUGGAGCAGUCCGGCUUGAAAGCUCUACUUGACAACGGCGAGAACCAAGCGCACAUCGAAUGCCACUUUCACCCAGGCAAAGUUGAGACAGCCGACCUGCCCCGCUACUCGUGGAAUUUUCAACAGGGCACCAAGAAGGGUUACAGCGUGAAGUUACAGCAACCGGCCAAGGUGGCUGCAUCUUUCAUUGGUGCCUACAACAGUGUCGGGCUCGUUGGAGCUGGAUGGAAGAACUCGCCCCAAUAUCCCAUGACAUUGGGAGGGCUAAAGCGAUGGAGCCAGGCAUACCUCAAUGAUUUCCCUGCUUACCGCACACUGUCGUGGAAUUGCCAGAAAUACAGCGUGGGAGUGUACAAUGCAGUUACUCACUCCAGCAAGUGGGAGAAACAAGCCGUCCUCACAGGCAUCGGAAAGCCAUUCGCGCCAGCCAUUGAAGGGAGCGCGCGGUUCAGCAGCGGCCAAGGGACAAAUGAAGCUGUUGGUGACGUGACCCAGUGGCUCCUACCGCGGGUCGGGAACAUGUCCAAGGCCAUGCGCCUUCACUGGCUCAAGCUCAUGGCUUCCAUCGGCCAGAAGGUCGAGCGCAGUGAGGAGGAUGAGGACUUCGAGGACAAGUUGCGAACGCAUCCCUUACCUGGGGGCCUGGACGUGGCCUCCGCGGACGACUUCAUGGUGUGUUGGGACUUUGUCCGCACUGGGAAUUGCCCACGUGGAUCCAGCUGCCGCUGGAACCACCCAGCGAAGUGA